CGGUGAACUAUUUUUUAAUGCAAGUUUUCUGUGGCAAAUAGGUUAAGUUACAAAAAACAUGGAUUUAGAUAUGAAUAAUAAAAAUUUAAAAGACGAAUUUGAAAAUUUAAAUAAGGACGAUCCCGAUUUUUCUAAAAAAUGUUCGAAAUUAAUUAAAGACAUAAAUGAGGGCUUAUGUACUAUUCUACAACUUACAGAGCAGUUGAAAGGGCUUUUGGUAGAUCCUGUACCAGUAAAUCGAGAGAUUGGUGUACAUGUUUUAACAAUGGUUCUAGAAGAAAUUUCUCACGAACGAAUUAGCGUUGCGCAAAUAAACGUUAUGUGCGAUUUUUACGCUGAUAAAUUAAAAGAUCACCAUCAAAUUAUACCCGCAACGUUAAGGGGCAUUUUAGCAUUGUUAAGCUUUAACAAUGUACCGGACGGACAACUGAGAAAACUUUUAGAUUCGUUAUUUAAAAAUGUCCCAUGUCAGCAACAGCAGCAACAUGAUAGGUUGAACAUUUAUAAAAUUUUGAAGAAAUCAUUGGAAAAUAGUGCAGCGGAAUUACUGGAAAUGGAUAUGGAUUUUGUCUACGGGGUUAUGUCGGCAGUGGACGGGGAGCGUGAUCCUCGUAAUUUAUUAUUCUUAUUUCAUUGGUUACCGAUAUUUUUAAGGCAGUGUAACUUAGGACAUUUAAGAGAAGAGAUGUUUGAAGUUUUAGCGUGCUAUUUUCCUAUAGAUUUUCGUACUCCACCUCAAGAUUCAAAUAGCAUAAGUAGAUCUACAUUGGCUUCCUCGUUAUCCGACUGUUUAUGUGCAACACCCGACUUUGCCGAAUACUGUUUGCCAUUAGCUUUGGAAAAGCUAUCGUCUUCUCUACACAUUGCUAAAUUUGAUUCUUUGGACAUACUUGCGAAAGGUUGUGACAUCUUUGCAGUGUCUUUUUACAUUCAACAUUCAACGGACAUUUGGUCGCAAAUACAACGUGAAGUAUUAAACAACAAUGACGAGGAAUUAGAAAAAAUGGCACUACAAACUUUGGUUACAGUUAUGAGAAAAUUAUCGGAUAAUCCCGAUAGUAUCUACAAACCAAUUUUAUCAGACAUUGUAGAUACUCUUAAAGGAAACCUUCUACCAAAUAUGAAGUUAUUUGUACCUUCGUGUAAAAUGCUGCAUCAUCUGUGCAAGUCUUCAAAAACAGCUGCAUCUUUUGUUAUUGGCGAAAUUGUUCCUAUUAUGAUUAACACAUUUCAUAUAACAUCAACGGCAACACAUCAAGUUUUACUUCUAAAAAAAUUGAUCUGCUUUGUCUGGAUCUACACAGAAGUGUAUCAAAAGUUUGAAGUAACAGAAAACCAGCACUUAUCGGCUGUGCUAUAUUUAUGUCUAAAAGCAUGCUUGCAUAAUGACGAUGAAUUAAGGGUUGCCGGAUUUUAUUGCAUUUCUACCAUAAUUAAAUCAUUACCUGACGACAUCAGAAAAUGUUUCUAUGAAAAUAUUCGCCCGUUAUUAAUUCAGGAACAGCCCAAUCAUCUCAGGUUUGCCUUAUGGGAAUCAUUCAAGGGUUUAGCAGAAAUGCACCCGAGCGAAAUACAAAACUGUGUUCUGGACCAAAUUCAAAUUAAGAAUAAUGACGAGCUUUACUGGUAUUUACAAUCGCUCUCCACAAUUAUUCCAAUAGAGACAUUUACGCAAGACACACUAGGAACAUAUUUUAAAUAUUGCCAGUCCGAUUUUGAGACGUCAUUAGUCGCAAUUCAUUGUUUAAGACAAACGUUGGAACAAUACUCUGAUGUUGCUCGAAUACAAUAUUAUGUUGAAGAAUUGCAAAUAGUUUGCAUUUUAGUGGAUUUAAUCUUACGUCAUGUAGAUAUUAUUGAUAUUUGUAAUAUUAUUCAUAAGCGAUUAUUAUGUGAUAUAUCAACAAUUUCCAAAUUAAUUGUGCGUCAUCAAAGUUGUAAAGCACAGAUCCUUUACAUUACAAAAUGUGAGGAAGUUAUUUCUGUGUACAGGAAUUGUCAGAGUGUUGGCUUAGUGAUAAUUAUUGACGGAUUGAUUUCUUGCUUACACAAGGAUAUUAAACUUCCUUCGAACAUCGUUCCAGAUUUACUUAGUGUAGCUUUAGGGAGUGACCAUGAUUUUAUCGUAACAAUUGCCAAUCAACUACUAGCGAACCUUUUAAAUAAGAAUCUAGAUGACGAGAAAUUGGAAAAUGAUCUGCAAUUUAUCGAAAAUUAUUUAUGCAAAAAUUGGAAUGCAAACCGAUUGGAUAGAUCUGUCACUGUAUUAUCAUGGACUACAAAAGCGCUAUUGAUGCGAAACCAUAGCAAAGGUGCUAAGUGGACAGAAAAGUUGAUCGAACUGUUAGACACCCAUAAAGAGGCAGCCAAAGGUUUUGAAAUAAUAAUGAAGGAUAAAUGUCCCAGCCUGAGCGAAGAAAGUUCGUGUAAUGUAAAACUCCUGUACAGACAAAAGUUUUUCAUGGAAAUGACAACGUUGUUCCUACAAAAAAAGCCUACCAAGAAUAAUUUAUUAGCAGUUGGAUAUUUGUUAAAAGAAGCACCAAGACAAGUAUUUAUAAUGCAAUUCAAAAAGAUAAUCAAAAUUGUGCUAUUGUGUUUAGAAGAAUGUGAAGAUGAGGAAAUUAUGUUUAUUAUAUUAGACAGAUUAUGCGACCUGAUACAAAAUGAUAAAUCCCUAGCCGAGGAAUAUCUACAGGAGCUGUUGUCUCGCUUCAUUGCUUUAUCAACAUUCAAAUCGUCAAUGAAUGUUCGUAUAAAAGCUUUAGAAGGUAUCCAACAUUUUACAGUAGACUAUCCGAUUUAUAAGUUGUUACCAAUGAAAGAAGAUGUAGUUCAAAGAUUAGCCCUUUGUUUAGGUGAUAAAAAAAGACUGGUAAGAAAAGCUGCUGUGGAUGCCAGACUUGGUUGGAUAAUGCUUGAUGCUCUGACUUGAAUAACAUCAUAUUAAUUGAGUAGCUAGUGAUUUGUUAUACAAAGCUGUUUUUGUACACUUUUCAAAAAUAAAAUU
Molecule: messenger RNA, 3010 nt
Organism: Photinus pyralis (common eastern firefly)
Lineage: Eukaryota; Metazoa; Arthropoda; Insecta; Coleoptera; Lampyridae
Gene: Mms19
Product: MMS19 nucleotide excision repair protein homolog
Exons: 11
Coding region: 59-2935 (958 amino acids)
Biological process (GO): iron-sulfur cluster assembly
Cellular component (GO): cytosolic [4Fe-4S] assembly targeting complex
Source: RefSeq, a predicted model, not a curated record